Hibiscus syriacus is the source of this 1941-nucleotide messenger RNA. RefSeq names its product probable GTP diphosphokinase CRSH, chloroplastic. Gene Ontology annotation, molecular function: calcium ion binding. NCBI's taxonomy places the organism in Eukaryota, Viridiplantae, Streptophyta, Magnoliopsida, Malvales, Malvaceae. The record is from RefSeq and is a predicted model, not a curated record. Gene Ontology annotation, biological process: guanosine tetraphosphate metabolic process.
CUCGACCACAGACAUAUUAUGAACAUCAAUAUCAGCCAUACACACCAACAAGGUAUUAGGAGGGAUAACGAGUUCCAAGCUUUCAUUUGAUUGGACGAUGCUGUAAUAAUCCACCAGAAAACAUGGUGGCAGUAACAACGUCGGAGGCACUAUUCCCUAGAUUCAGGGUCGGAGAAUGCCUGUCCAAAUCCCAACUAUUACCCCUCUUCUCAUCGUGUAUUCCAAAGCAGCAGCAGCAGCAGCAGCAGCAGAAGGGGGUGUUCGUUUGCAGAGCCGAAGCAUCGGCGGCGGCGGCGGUGGAGCAGAGUGGAGGAGGGAAGAUGGUGGUGGAGCUCGUGGGGGCGUUCAAUCAAUUGACACAGGAGAUCAACGUGUUAUCAAGCAGCUCAUCUCGUUUGCUCUUCAAGUCUCUGAAGCUGUCGAUUCCAAUGUUGCAGGCCUUGCCUCAUGCCCCUGAUGGCCGCCCUUGCCUCUCUAAGGCUUUGUCUCUCGCUCUACUUCUUGCCCAUCUCCAGAUGGAUGCAGAAGUUAUUUCAGCUGGUUUAUUGAUCCAAGUUGUGGAGGCAGGUGCCAUUUCCAUCCAUCAAGUUCGAGAUCGAAUCGGUAUCGCCACUGCUCAUCUUUUGCACGAGAGCUUGCGCUUGAAGAACAUCCCUUCCAAAGUCGAUGUUCUGGACGAUGAUAGCUCGGCCGCCCUUCGGAAAUUCUGUCUGACUUACUACGACAUCAGGGCUCUCAUUUUGGACCUUGCUCUCAAGCUCGACAUGAUGAGGCAUCUGGAUUACCUCCCAAGGUAUCAACAGCAAAUGCUUUCUCUCGAGGUUUUGAAGAUAUAUUCCCCCUUAGCUCACGCUGUAGGAACCAACUAUUUGUCACUCGAGCUCGAGGAUCUCUCCUUUCAGUAUCUCUUUCCGUAUUCUUACCUAUACGUCGAUACGUGGCUACGAAGCCAUGAGACUGGAAAUAAUUCUCUGAUUGACAUAUACAAGGAACAGCUGCGCCAAGCUUUAAAAGCUGAUCCUAUCUUAGCUGACAUGGUCGAUGGCAUCUCUGUUAAAGGCCGCUACAAAAGCCGGUACAGCACAAUGAAGAAGCUCUUGAGAGAUGGGCGUAAGCCAGAAGAGGUUAACGAUGUUCUGGGAUUACGAGUCAUAUUGAGCCCGAGGUCCGGCAUAGAUACGACAGAAGUAGGGGAAAGAGCAUGCUACAGGGCACAUGAAAUUGUUCAAUCACUAUGGAAAGAAGUACCUCAUAGAACAAAAGACUAUAUUGCAAGGCCGAAAGCAAAUGGGUAUAAGAGCUUGCAUAUGGCAGUCGAUGUGAGUGAUGAUGGCACGACUAGACCGCUUAUGGAGAUACAAAUACGCACUACUGAAAUGGACAGUUUGGCCACCGGUGGAACUGCAGCUCAUUCGUUGUACAAAGGUGGCUUAACUGACCCAGAAGAGGCAAAGAGACUUAAGGCCAUAAUGAUUGCAGCAGCCGAACUUGCAGCGCUGCGGCUUAAAGAUUUUCCGUCCACAAUUCAUAAAGGCCUCGAGUUUGGUCAAAAAGGUGAAGUAUUCUGCCUUCUUGACAAGAAUGGUGAUGGUAAGAUUAGCAUCGAGGAACUGAUGGAAGUUAUGGAAGAGCUCGGUGCAUCAGGGGAAGAUGCCCGAGAGAUGAUGCAGCUUCUUGAUUCAAACAGUGAUGGUUCUUUAAGUACUGACGAGUUUGAUUUGUUCCAGAAACAGGUUGAAUUUAUGCGUAAUUUCGAGGACAAAGAUGUCAAAUGCAAGAUGAUGCAACAAAAGCUCCGACUAGCCGACAACAAUGGCUUGAUUCAGGUGUAUAGCAAAGAAUUUGGUGACAGGCUUGCAAAUUAGAUUGGUUGUUGAGAGGUAAGCUGUAAUCAUUUACUGCUAAUUCUAUGCCAUGUAAAAUCAUACGAUUGUAUGUGUA